Cynara cardunculus var. scolymus (artichoke) is the source of this 1912-nucleotide messenger RNA. RefSeq names its product vacuolar-processing enzyme-like. Gene Ontology annotation, molecular function: cysteine-type endopeptidase activity. NCBI's taxonomy places the organism in Eukaryota, Viridiplantae, Streptophyta, Magnoliopsida, Asterales, Asteraceae. The transcript has 9 exons. Bases 337 to 1788 code for a protein of 483 amino acids. Gene Ontology annotation, biological process: vacuolar protein processing. The record is from RefSeq and is a predicted model, not a curated record.
AAUAUAAUUGUGGAGCAAUCACCUUCUCUAUCAGUGAUGACAAUUCUUGUUUGGAAUCGCCAUUUUCAAGCCACCCUCUUUCUCAUCUUCUAUUGUUGCUAUGCAUCACUUAGUUUUUUUAGAAGCAUCUGAAAACGAAAUUAUAGAUAAAGGUAAACGUUUUGUUUUUUAUAUAUCGAGGUAUUUUUAAUAAUUUACUGAAUAACGUAUAAGUUUAUGAUGAUUUAGACUUAUAACACUGACUAUAUUAUCAGUUUUCAACCACUUCAACAAUAUAAAGCACCAGUGUUCCCUUUCCUUUUUUCACAAUCUCUCUCAAUUAUUUCUCCUUUCUCAAUGGUGUCUUGGCAUUUGGCUCUCAAUUUCAGCCUUUUGCUACUGAUUCUAAUCACACCAUCCUUGGAAGGUGGUAGAUCAUCAUGUCAAUUAAUUGGAUCAUGUUCACUCAACGUGGCACAAGAUGCAGAAGAUGAUAGCACGACAUGGGCGGUUCUUGUUGCUGGCUCAAAUGGAUACUAUAACUAUAGGCACCAGGCAGACGUUUGUCACGCGUAUCAAGUACUAAAAAGAGGAGGAUUAAAGGAUGAGAAUAUUGUAGUGUUUAUGUAUGACGAUAUUGCACAUCAUGAAAGUAACCCAAAGCCUGGGGUAAUAAUCAACCACCCUAAAGGUCAUGAUGUCUAUGCUGGUGUACCUAAGGAUUACACUGGGGAGAGCGUGACAAGCAGCAAUCUGUAUAGCGUGAUUCUUGGUGACAAAAGAUCAGUGAAAGGCGGAAGUGGGAAGGUGGUGAAUAGUAAAGCAAACGACAGGAUCUUCAUAUAUUACUCUGAUCAUGGAGGCCCAGGAACACUUGGAAUGCCAACCUCACCAAAUGUAUAUGCCAAGGACUUCAUUCAGGUUUUGGAAAAGAAGCAUGCUGCUGCCACUUACAAACAAAUGGUUAUAUAUGUGGAAUCCUGUGAGAGUGGGAGCAUCUUCGAAGGUUUGCUGAACGAAAAAAUGAACAUUUAUGUCACAACAGCCUCAAAUGCAGACGAAAACAGUUGGGGAACUUAUUGUCCGGGUAUGGAACCUCCCCCUCCACCCGAAUACGAUACUUGCUUAGGGGAUCUCUAUAGUGUUGCUUGGAUGGAAGAUAGUGACCAACAAGAAGCUAACGGAGAAACAUUGGAGCAACAAUAUAAGAAGGUAAAGUUGAGGACUUAUAAUAACAAUAGCUCCCAAGGAUCUCAUGUAAUGGAGUAUGGUACUAAGGACAUUAGAUUGGAGAGCAUUUCUCUUUAUCAAGGUUUUGGUGCAUCUAAUAUCUCCAUGUUUAUUAACGACGACACUAAUGUUCCUAUGGGAGUCGUUAAUCAAAGAGACGCAGAUCUCGUGUUUUUCCAAACAAAGUACGAGAAAAUGAUGGAAGGAUCGGAAGAAAAAAGGGAUAUGCUGAAGCAAAUGAAUGACAUAAAGAGCCAUAGGUUACAUCUGGAUGCUAGUGUUGAUGCGAUUGGGGAGCGACUAUUUGGGUCAGGAAGCGGUCGCUUGGUUCUUAGUUCUCUUCGAGCUCAAGGAAAGCCAUUGGUCGAUGAUUGGGGAUGCCUUAAAUCUAUGGUUCGAGUGUACGAGACACAUUGUGGUGCAUUGACUGAAUAUGGGAUGAAACAUAUGAGAGCAUUUGGCAACAUUUGUAACAAUAAGGUGAGUGGGGCAGCCAUGGAGGAAGCUUCUAUAGCUGCUUGUAGUGGGUAUGAUGAAAUUGGCGAGUGGAGUCCAUUGAAGAAGGGAUAUAGUGCUUAAUUCAUUGUGUUACAAACAAAAACGAUUAUUGUGCAUACUAAGAUUGUCUAAAUAUAAAGGCCGGUCGAUGUUGGUCUAAAUAAUUGUAAAUAUAACAUCUCUAGAGCUGCUUUUACUUUGAAUC